ACUGAGGUCCAAAGCAUUUUAAAAGGACCAGUGGGAUUACAGCAUGUAUGAAGAUGAGAUUGGGAUUUAUUUUCUUUUGUUAGCAGUUUGUGAAAAACAAACAGUUCACAGGCUGUUUGGGCUCCGUUUUCAUAAAGAAAUGGUUUCUGGAUUCUGUGUGAGCAUGCUACUGCUCUCUCUGAUAACCUUUGGGUUGCUUGCACCAGGAAAUUCCUACAGAGAUGGAAGCAAAUAUCUUGAAUCUUAUUCAGCACGAGCUGAGACUAUACCCCGCUCCUACCGACCUGGUUCCUCCAGUUAUGAUGCCUCUCUACAACCAAGAACCUCUGUGGCUGGCUCAAAAUUCCCUGGAAGUCAAUCAGCUGAAAUGUCCAAACCAUUUAUAAGCCAAGGUCAAAGUAGUUACAGCAGGCAAGUAAAUGGGUACAGUCAACCAGGAAGUGUCUCUAGUUACAGGUCUGCCUCAGCUCUGAAUUCACAGCAGCAGCCACAAGCUAGCCUUAACCAAUGGAAACCGAGCAUGAGGGAACCUUCAUCAUACCAAGGUGAGAAGCGAUAUGGUUCAAGUGUUGUCUCAAGUGGUGCAAUUGAGAUGCGUGCUCCAGAAAAUCCACCUCAGCUGCAGUCCAGUUCCCCAGGCACAGGUGGACUCGAGACCAAAUCUGGCAUGUGGGACAAUGUUCCUGCUUUCCAGAUACCCCAUCAACAACCUGCAUUCUUGGCGCCUGCGGUGCUACAAACAAACACUGGCAUGUGGGACAGUGUUGAUGCUCAAAUCGCAAAGUCCCCAGGACCAGUUGCCCACAAACCCCUUCAGAAACUGGCAUUUUCUGCACCUUUUAUGCAACCAGCAAAAGCUAACAGGUGGUGGAACAUUUUUACUAAAAACGUUAAGGCCCCAGAUUCCACUGCCCGACAUGAGUACCCUUUGGCAGCGCCUGGUGUGCUGAAAACCAGUCCUGGCCACUUGUACAACAUUUACACUCCAGGUGCACUGUCUCCAGUUUUUACUGCCCAGCGACACAAAAAGCCCUCAUCUUUUUCAGCACCUGCUGUACUCCAAACCAACCACGGUAUGUGGGAUGGCAUGUUCUCCCCUGAGUCCAGCAAACAACUUCCAGCCAAUCGCAGCGGUUCUAGACCUUUAGCUCUUGGAUACUACUCUAUCAAGCUGCCAUCAGGUCUUGCUGCAAUCCAGCAGCAGGGAAAAUUGCUGGCCCACCAACCGAGGCAGUUGGGCUCUCCAGCUUCCAGUGUGCUAAAGAACAAAGCUGUCUUGAAAGAUGUCUACUCAAAACCACAAACAAAACAUGACCCAAGAAGCUCUAGACCAGUUAAUGUGGAGUCUCACUACCAACAAGGAAGUCGACAACCACAACUGUCAUACAACAGAAACUGACAAGCCUCUGGGAUCCUUGUUCCUCCUACUCUAUGUAUAAUCAUUCAUAUGGAAAUGCACCGAACUUUGAUAAAUUGUUUAAAAGUGCAUUGCCUGUCAGUGGUAUCUUGAACUACAGCACUGAUUCAAUGCGAUCACUGAAAGGUUUAAGCCGUAGUACUUCAGGAGCUGUCUAAACAGUUUACCAAGCAGAUGUAAUUGCAGGUAAAAUGGACAUUGAAAGAAAAUGUCAAAAGUGCUUUAGGGUUAUGGUCUGUCCUAGAACUAAAUGCAUGUGAAUUGCACCAGUUGUAAGAUGAAACUAACUCAAAUGUUGACUACUUUUCUUACCAAGGUUGCGUGACAUAAUCUCUGCACCAUGACUGGGGGAGAACAGUGCUGAUUACUAGAAUUUGUGUGUAGAAGGAAUGCUGAUAAAAGCUUGAGGACUGGAUUUGGGCAUCCCUGCCAGAGGGGGGGAAAAAAAUCAGUCUUUUACUCAAAGCUCUGAUCCAGAGUUGGUCUAAACAUUUGCCAGUUUCAGUAUGCAGUAAAGAUGUUCAAUGUGUAAAAUGGUUUACAUGCAGUAAAAGCAGUGAUGUCUUAA
Molecule: messenger RNA, 1985 nt
Organism: Girardinichthys multiradiatus
Lineage: Eukaryota; Metazoa; Chordata; Actinopteri; Cyprinodontiformes; Goodeidae
Exons: 4
Coding region: 44-1399 (451 amino acids)
Source: RefSeq, a predicted model, not a curated record